Molecule: messenger RNA, 1081 nt
Organism: Argiope bruennichi
Lineage: Eukaryota; Metazoa; Arthropoda; Arachnida; Araneae; Araneidae
Product: WD repeat domain-containing protein 83-like
Exons: 7
Coding region: 135-1064 (309 amino acids)
Biological process (GO): mRNA splicing, via spliceosome
Cellular component (GO): catalytic step 2 spliceosome
Molecular function (GO): protein binding
Source: RefSeq, a predicted model, not a curated record
UGUAAAUAAACAACAUUCACGCGGUUUAAUUUUGAAUGCUACUUUGAGAUAAGCGGGGUUUUUUUUUGUCAUGGAAAAAAAUCACAUUUUAUGACAUAUAUUUUCAUCAUAUUUUUAAAAGUGUUUUAAAAGUAAUGAGUUUUCCUACUAUACAGAAAAACCAAAUAUAUUGUAAACAAGGAGCAGUCCGUGCUGUUCGUUUCAAUGUUGAUGGCAAUUAUUGUAUGACAGCUGGUGCAGACAAAUCUGUAAAACUUUGGAAUCCUUAUAAACAAACUUUGCUUCAGACUUAUAUGGGACAUGGCUAUGAAGUACUGGAUGUUCAAUCUUCUGCAGAUAGUUCCCAUAUUGCUUCUGCUGGGAUGGACAAAUGUGUGUUUUACUGGGAUGUAAGCACUGCUCAAAUUGUGAGAAAAUUCAGAGGUCAUGCAAGUUACAUUAAUGCAGUGAAAUUCAAUGAAGAAUCCACUGUCAUUCUGUCUGCUUCUGUAGAUAACACAGUUUGUGCUUGGGAUUGUAGAAGCAAAUCUCGUGAACCUAUACAGAUUCUUCGAGAUGCCAAGGACUCGGUUACAUCGCUUUCAGUUUCUGAUCAUGAAAUAUUGACAGCAUCUUUGGAUGGAUGUAUUCGGAGGUACGAUCUUCGAAAGGGACAGAUGCACCAAGAUGACUUGGGAUGUCCUCUGAACUGUGUAACUUUCACAAAAGAUGGGCAGUGUAUGUUGACAAGCUGCUUAGAUAAUACAUUGCGACUUGUUGAUAAAGAUGGCGGUGAAGUCCUUUCAGAGUAUACUGGCCAUAAAAAUGAAAGCUACAGAGUAGACAGUUGUCUAAACAAUACAGAUUCACUUGUUGUGUCUGGAUCUGAAGAUGGUUGCAUAUAUGCUUGGGAUUUAAUCGAAGGAACUAUCAAGCACACUCUGAAACAUAAGGGUCAUAAAGUUGUACAUUCAAUUGCAUUUCAUGCCUCCAAACCUGUGAUGAUUACUGCAGCAGAAGCAAAUGUGUAUCUGUGGUUAGAUCAGGAUGAAAAGAGCGAAGACGAAGACGAUGAUGAUAAAUAAAUUAUAUUUUUAUUAAA